CAGCUGAAAUUUCAUUGUUGGGAGGUGCUGCCAAAAUUACAAGUAUAAUAGCCAUGUUUCGUCUGCCAGUCACAAUAAAGUCAGCAGUCCAGAGGUGUCUGUGCCAUCCUUUGAUUGGACGCAGCAGUGGUCAUGUGACAGCACGACUUCUCAGCACAUCAGGGGUGCAUCUCCGCGCCGAGGAAAAAGAUCCCCUCACUCAAGAAUAUGAUGCUGUCAUUAUAGGGGCCGGCCACAAUGGACUGACCGCGGCAGCUUACCUUCAGAAAGCAGGGCUCAAGACCCUCGUCUUGGAGAGAAGACAUGUCAUCGGAGGUGCUGCAGUUACCGAAGAGAUAGUGCCAGGGUUCAAGUUUUCGAGAUGUUCAUAUGUGCUGAGUUUGCUGCGUCCAGAUAUUCACAAAGAUCUAGAACUCCAAAAACAUGGUCUGAAAGUCUACUUUAGACCAGGCAGUGCAUAUGCUCCACUUCGUGAAGAAACGGGACAAAGUGGCCGUCCGCGGUCGCUGCUUCUCAGCAAUGAUGCGGAGGAUACGUACAACCAGAUUGCACAGUUCUCAGAGAAAGAUGCUAAGAAUUAUUUCAUUUACACCAAAUUGAUCGAGGAAAUUGGUGAGGCAAUUGGGCCUCUGCUAGAUAGCAGCCCAGUGGAUCUAUCCGUUCUUGGCAAGGGAUCGAUCAAAGAAAGACUCGACAGUUGGCCGGCAGUCAAAACACUCUUAAAGACUGGCUCCCAGCUGGGCAAGAACCUUCCAACGUUCUAUGAGCUGAUGACAGCACCCAUGGCUAAGAUUUUAGAUCGCUGGUUUGAGUCUGAACCCUUGAAGGCCAUACUAGCAACUGACUGCACCACUGGUGCCAUGGUGUCGUCCCAAACACCGGGUAGUGGGUACGUGCUACUUCACCAUGUGAUGGGGGAGAUUGAGGGCGUCAAGCAUGCAUGGGCGUUUGCUGAGGGGGGCAUGGGAGCAGUCUCAAGGAGCAUUGCCAAUGCUGCCGAGGCCCAUGGAGCUACCAUCUUGACCGAAAAGCCUGUGAGUACAGUGCUCUUGGAUUCAGACCAGAGGGCCUGUGGAGUUGUCUUAGAGGACGGGACUGAAGUACGCAGUAAGAUGGUGCUGUCCAACGCUACGGCCAGAAUCACCUACCUCAACUUGACCCCUCGGGAGGCUCUACCCAAGGAAUUCAUUGAGGAGGUCCAGGCCAUCGAUUACACUUCCCCUGUCACCAAAAUAAAUGUGGCUGUAGACCGACUGCCAAAUUUUGCAGCGAAUCCAAACCUGUCGUCACAAGAACCCAGUGCCCACCACACGGCCACCAUCCAUUUGAACUGUGAGAGUAUGGACCUCAUCAACGACUCGUACGAGCCCUGCACCCGGGGUGAAAUCUACCAUCGGCCCAUGAUUGAAAUGACCAUACCGUCAUCCAUGGAUCGUACCAUUGCCCCCGAGGGGUGCCAUGUUGUUACGCUUUUUACCCAGUACACCCCGUACCACCUGGCAAAUGGAGAACAGUGGGACGAAAAGAAGAAAAAUGAAUAUGCAGAUUUGGUUUUUGACAACGUUGAAGACUACUGCCCGGGCUUCAAGUCUAGCGUAGUUGGCAGAGACAUUCUUCCACCGCCUGACCUGGAGAGGAUAUUUGGACUGACAGGAGGGAACAUCUUCCAUGGAGCAAUGUCAUUGGAUCAGCUCUACUUUGCCCGGCCGGUUCCCUCAUGUGCGAGCUACCGGUCUCCGAUACAGGGCCUGUAUCUGUGCGGCAGUGGAGCCCACCCAGGAGGGGGUGUGACCGGGGCACCGGGACGCAAUGCUGCCCAAGUUGCCAGCAAAGAUCUCAAAAAACGCGCUGUGAGGAAUUAAUGUGCCUUCAACCUCUUUUGUAAAACAUCAACUUGCUGCCUAAGUUUGAUGCCAUUAUACGGUGAUCUAUUUUUAUAAUCUCUAUUAUUAAGGAUGUAACCAAUUUACAUAUUUAAACAAGAACAAAAUUAAAACUUUUUACAAAUUUUCCAAAAUGUUUAAAGAGAACUUUUAUAAAAUGGAGCCUUGUGUUGAUGAAAUUUUAAUACCUAAAUGUGAAAUAAAAAGGAGGGAAAACUACUGAUCUAACAAAAGUUAUUUAAAUCCCGGAACAGCUGUAAAAAUUGGCAAAGACACGUCCAAUUUCAUUUUUUAUCAUUACUACUCCUGCACUGAAUGAAUGCUUUCAAUUUUAUACACAGAAAAAAAUUAAAGCAAAAUACAUAAGGGGCCUAAGUUCGCCAUCUUAGUUCUUGACAUUCUUCAACUACUCCCAAAUAAGUGGGGAUUAAAACUUGUGUUUGUGGACACCGUUUGGGUGUUGGUUCUCGUCAUUCGGAACCUCGUUCUCGUGUUUAUGUGACGAGAACGGGGUUUCGAAUACGCCCGCAGUAUCUGCAUGGUAUGCAGUGCCUACUCAGUAUUUAUGAUGUGUCAUUUGUGAUGCUAAAUAAUUGCGAGAGGUAUUGUCUUUGCUGAAAUAAGGAAACAAUUAAGUAUUCAAAAGGAAAAUUCUCUGAAACCAUCAGGUAUUUAUUGAGCACUUUAUAGUGACUUUUAUUUGUAUUUUUAUUACUGAAGUUUUUCUGAUGAAAUUGUUUUCAUCCAGUUGGUUGAAAGUUCUCAACUGAAAUACAGUAAAAUAGAGGACAGGAAAUGAUAUUUUACAUGUGCUUGGAAAAAAAGUAUUCUUAGGUCAGUUUUAUUUAAUAAUUUGUAGAGUAGAGCUCUAUGGUUUGAAAUAUAUUGUUUUGUAAUAAUGUUAAAAAGGAGUUUUCAAUAUAAUCUAAGAUGACUGGUAAUUCAAUUAUGUCCAUUGAUCACUUAUCUAAUUUAAAAGCAAAGAUAUGAAUUUGCUGUUGUCCAUUUAAUAAAUAAAAAUAUUUGUUGGAAAUGUU
This is a messenger RNA of Patiria miniata (bat star), 2920 nucleotides long. Its product is annotated as pyridine nucleotide-disulfide oxidoreductase domain-containing protein 2-like. Gene Ontology annotation, molecular function: oxidoreductase activity. The transcript has 14 exons. The coding region runs from base 54 to 1862 and encodes 602 amino acids. NCBI's taxonomy places the organism in Eukaryota, Metazoa, Echinodermata, Asteroidea, Valvatida, Asterinidae. The record is from RefSeq and is a predicted model, not a curated record.